UGUGUUGCUUUUCUCGCAAUAUAUCGAAGCGCAAAAUGUUUAAAAGAGAGCACAUAUCAAGAAAUGUUCGAAUUGGACGGAGAUUUCGACUUGGACGAGGAUUUUCUUCAAGAGGUAUUUGAAACAGAAAACGAGGCCACAAAGAAUACUGCAGGAAGCAAAACGAAAGGAGAAAAGCGUUCUUUUCCAGGAAAGGAACCUCGUAUAUCCACAAAGAAAAACAAAUUAUCAAGCAAUGACUAUACCAGUUCACAGUUUGAAAAUAGGGUUCCAUUUGAGAGCAGAAGUAAAGACAGUAUAAAUGAUAUUGAUAAUAACGAUGCUGAAACUUAUGCAGAACUGAACAAUGUGCACAAAGUGAGUAACAUUAGUCUGAGUGCAUCUGAGACAAGAGUUCAUUCCAUAAGAAAUGAUAGAUGUAAACAGUCAGGUUUGAGAAUGCAGCUGGACAACACACGCUCUACUUUGUCAGACAACUGUCCUGGUAGAAGCACUGCAGCCAUGUUUGAGCCAAGAGUACAGAUGCUUUUAGAUAGAAGGUACAGAAGCUGUGGGGGCAGUACAUUAGAAGAGUCAGUGAGGUGUGACCCAGCCCCACAGUGCUGCAUCAGGACUGGUCAGACUGUUCGUCAGCGAAAGUUUCCAGGGCCAGCAGGCUUGCUUCCAGACAAGGACCAGGUGAUGAAUCAGCCCACUGCUUCAAUGCCUAUACCAGACUCAGAGAUACUGCAUAAUGAGAAUCCUCUGUGCUUCCAGUCAUCAAGCUCAAUGUUUGAGGGUGUAGCCUGGCAACAGAUGUUAAGAGAUUUUGAGUUGAGUGAUAACAGUGGGCCCCUCAGUCAGUUUACAGUGGCAUGGGUUAAGAGACGUGCUGCCGCACGUCAAUUACUGCAUCAGAAAGUUCCAUUCCUUGUGACAGUGCUGCGUGAUCUGGAUUGUAGCUCACCCGAUCCAUGCGUUGUUUUACAAGACAGAACAGGUGAGGUCCAUGGAACAUUGCAUCGUGAAGUAUGGGAACAGUAUGGAGGACAGCUGCUGCCUGGGUCUGUCCUAGUGCUUCGUCAGGUUGGCGUGCUGAGCACUGGCAUCACUGCAAGACGACACUAUCUCAAUAUCACCUGCAAUAACAUCAUCAAUAUAUACAGUAAUAUUGUACAAGAAGAGAAUGAUGGACAGCAUAGCUGUGAGGUCAGAACUACAAGAGUGCAUCAGGUUACUCGUGCUGAACUCCUGAAGAGUACAAGUGACUGGCAGGCACUCCACUCUGCUCCUGAAACUUCCCCAGAUUGUCAGCCUGUGAACUCCAUGUUCAGUACUGUUGGUAGUCCUGCAAGUCUCUCAGUAACCUGCUAUGCUUUAAAUCAAAGUGGAAAUGUUACAGGUAAUGCUUCUCCUCUGUCAUCCCGUCCAAAUGGUUGGCAGCAGUCAGCUUUUAGUGUUCCUAAAUUGUUGUGUGGUACAAGAGUACCACAAACUUCUGAGAGAAUGUUGUGGAACUCAGUUAAUAACAGAGGCAAUACUAAGUCUGGCAGUUCUUUAAAUGACAGUGUUGAGAUCAGGAAAACAAAUCUGCAGAAUAUGACAGACAUGGAAAAAUCUUCUCAUGGCAGGAUGUAUACAUCCUCAACUGAAAAUAUCAGUAGCCCAUUUAACAGGAGAGUCAUGGAAGCUACAGCACAGUCAGUAUAUGGCAGAUGUGCUUCAUCAGAACAUAAUUUGUCAGGUUUGCCACAACAGAUUAAAAUAGAUGAAGUUUCUAAUAAUGAAAGUUUCAAGUUUCACCCACAGAUCGCUCAUGCUUCAGGUAGAAGGAAUGUAUUGAAUCCUCUGCAUCAGAAUGACGAAGGAAAGACUUCUGGGACUAAAGGCUUCAAGUUUCUACCACAACCAUCUCUUCCUUUCAUUUCUGAUAAGACUGAUAUGUUAGCUCAAAAAUUUAAAGGUGGUUUCAUACCCAAAGUGUCACAUUUUGGAAGUUCAUCAGCUUCUGCUUCCAAGGCCUCAAACCCCUCUCAAGUUCCUGCCAUUCCUAGUGCAUCAUCUGAUGUCUCAGACUUCAAUAGAACUUCAAAACUUACAGAAAAUGUAGCAAAACCUUUGCAACAAACUCCCACUCCUUCUGCAUCUUUGACGUUUGGUAGUGCAAGUGCUGUAAUCAAUGCAGAGGUUGAAAGUUCAGUGUUGGAGGUUUUGGAAGGACUUGACACUAGCUCAUUGUUUGAUGAUUUCUAAAUGCCUGUCAUUCCACACAGUAUUGUGUUAAUUAUAGCAGUGGUGCCAACUAUGACUCAAGAAAUUCAGUCCUUAGUUUAAGUUACCUCUGCAUGUUGCUUGUAGACCCUUUGUGUCCUACUUAAACUCCUUCCUGUCUCCAUCCUGAAUGCUUAGGUCCUCAGUGUUUACCCUGUUACUUUACAAUAUGGAGAAUAUUUUAUAUUGUUUCACAAAAGAACCAAUGGCAUCAUUCACCGCCUCCUUUGUGAUGGAUGAAAGAUGUUAUCGACAUCACAGAUCACUAAGAUAUAAAUGUUCAGCUGUAUUAGCUCAAAAAAGUUAGUCAUUCAUCCAAGAGAUGGCAGGAGAAGAUUGAAAACUGUGGUGGCACUUACAGGCACUUUGAGUGGUAGCUGAAAUCCUAGCAUAAGGCACUUUUGGGCCUUUAAACCUGGAAGGGGUUGAAAGGAAUAUUGCGUGGACUUAGAACUAUAUUUAAAUGGCACAAUGGGUCGCUUCUGGUCUCAUGCGUCAGGCUUAUCAUCAUCAUAUAAUUGGCUAACAUGGACUCUAGAAAGACUGACUUUCACCUGAUGCCAUUUAGUUUAAUGAAAACUCAAUUUAAAAUACCAUAAUUUAGUGAUUUAAGGUGUACUGUAUUCAGGAAGGACCCAAAUGUUUGUCACUAUUUUUAUUUUGUGUGCUGAACCUCAGAUUUUGUUAAUGGGAGAGGAACAUUUAACAUAAUGGUUCCAAGUGUUUUGACUUAGUGAGAUAUUUCUGGCAGCAAAACAGUUCACUGCCUGUCAUUGGAAAAUGUGAAAUCAACAGAGAUGGCAUGCUGACUGAGAUCAUUUCAAUUUUGGGCUCUGUAUAAAUGUUUAUACUCAGAAAAUGUUAUUUUUCUAAGCAUUUUGCUGUAGUGGUGCUGCUUUUCUCAGAUGUAAUAAGAAUAUACUUGUAAAAAUGUAUAUAUUUUUUGUAAGUUAUUUUAUGAUUAUCUGUGAUUGUUUCUCUUAAAUAGUUGAGUUAUAAGGAGAGACAAAAUAAAAAAUAGGCACGAG
Cryptotermes secundus is the source of this 3278-nucleotide messenger RNA. RefSeq lists its product as uncharacterized. NCBI's taxonomy places the organism in Eukaryota, Metazoa, Arthropoda, Insecta, Blattodea, Kalotermitidae. The transcript has 7 exons. Bases 64 to 2232 code for a protein of 722 amino acids. The record is from RefSeq and is a predicted model, not a curated record. Gene Ontology annotation, biological process: recombinational repair.